Messenger RNA from Caenorhabditis remanei, 1140 nucleotides. RefSeq lists its product as uncharacterized. The transcript is spliced from 5 exons. The record is from RefSeq and is a predicted model, not a curated record. Bases 1 to 1140 code for a protein of 379 amino acids. NCBI's taxonomy places the organism in Eukaryota, Metazoa, Nematoda, Chromadorea, Rhabditida, Rhabditidae.
AUGGCCUUCCAGCACAACAUGGUCCCUCCAACAGCCCAAUAUGGCACCAAGAGACAAAAGAAAGUGGUGUGUGAGUUUCCCGUAGCCGCGAUUCGUGUGCGAAUCCGGGAAGGUACGGUAGACCACAUUUUGGAGAAGCACAGUAAGGAUUUCGAUUUCGCGAUCGAUGGAGAAACUUACCCACCGAUGAUCGAGUACAAAGUGUCGAAGUACAUCCAAGAGAUCAUCAGCACGUCCUCUCAAGUCUUCCUCUCAGUUGCGAGGAGUACACGUGCUGACUCGAUCAUGAUGUACUUCAGAAGGCCACAGGACAAGAUGCAUCACUGCUUCCCACUGGCCUAUGAAGAGGACAAUUGCUACCGGAUAAGCACCGGUUACAAGAAGCGGUUUGAUGAGGAGUCCUUCUCCGGGACAUGGGUGCAAUGUGGAAGUCAAGCAGUGGUUGACUACUGGCCUGGGAUGAUGGGAGUCUUUACGAGAGGGAGCGUGGCGGACAGCGGGCACUACUGGAAUAUACAUGGUCGUCCGAUGCAGCAACAGCAACCUAUGAUAUAUACAUUCAUCAUGGCCUUCAACGCCACCGCUAGCCAAGCCGAGGAGCAGAUGUGGGUGAACACCCCACCACCAACCCAUCCAAACCGUGGAAGAGCAGGAUUCGGGCCGAUGGAGCAGCCGUUAGCUCUGGUCCAAUUCCUGAUCGCAGGAAUUUUGGUGGUCAUUCGAGAGGGAACCGUGCGGCAUAUUUUGGAGAAGCACGAAAAGGACUUCAAGUUUGAAAUAAAGGAAAUUGAGGACUGGCCAACGAAGGAGCACAUCGUGGCGACGUAUAUCAAGAAUACGAUCGUCCACGCGGAACAGCUGCUCAUCACGGACGAGAGACGGUCGAAGGAGAAUUCCCUGCUCAUCCACAUGCGGAGACCGGUGGACCGGAUGUUCCACCGGUUCGUGAUCACACAUGAGGCUGGAAACCUCUAUAGGCUUGAGACCGCUUUCAAGUUGUAUCCAGAUGUGAGUCUUCUCACGGGAUACAUGGGAAGGUGUCUGGUACAGUAUGACCAUGGGGUCCAAGAGGUGUUGACUGCUGCCAAGGUGGAUAGGAGGAAUCUACAUAUUGCUAGGAUUCAUGGAAACUACUUGUAA